UUUUUAAAACCACAAAAUGUCUGAAGUUAAGCCAAGGAAAAAAGGUAUUUCUUCAUCCAAGACCGGUGAAGGUACACAGAAGGCUGAGAAGCACAGUAAUUAUGUGAAGCUGGCAAGUCCCAGGACCAGCAAUAAUCACAAUUCGUUUUGCAUGGACUCAAGGACAAGUUUGAGUAUCGUUUCCCUUGCUGUUUGCCUGGUGCUGAGCUGGUUUCUAUUUCAGCAGUCAGGUCAAUUUUCUGAUCUGGAAAGGAAAUACCAUUUUUUACGUCAAGAAGCUGAAAAAAUCCUGGAUGUGGGAAAUAAAGUAAACUUAGUUUCUGAAAAGUGUGAAAAGACGUGGAACUUAAUGAAACAGCUGGAAGAUCUUCAAAUAAUAUCUCACAUUAAAUAUCUGCAGGAAGAUAUUUAUACAAUGAAAACGUGGUCUAGCAGCAUUAUUCAAAAACAACAAGAACUGGAGAAGAAUUUAACAAGCCUUUUUCAUGCAGUUUCAAGUGCUGAACAGAAUGCAGCUUCCGUAGCAAAAAAUGUAACACUGACAAUUGUGACAGUAAAAACUGACAUAAGGCGCAUUUCAGGCCUGGUCUCAGAAAUGACUGCACUGACAGAUUCUCUGCAAACACUUGAAGGUAAAGUAGAAGAAGGUGAAAAGGCAACAGUAAAAAAUAUAGGUGACCUACUUACCAGUAGCAUUGACCGAAGUACAAAAAUACAAAGCCUGGCAUCCAGUAACGCAAGAAAAAUUGAGCAAAUUAAGACAGCACUGUCUGAGUUAAGGAACAAUUUUAGCAAGCAUUCUGACAGACUUUUGAAUCUCGAAGGUGACAGAGCAAAAGUUCUGAAGACAGUUACAUUUGCAAAUGAUUUAAAACCUAAGAUAUACAAAGUUAAAAAGGAGUUUGCCAUCGUGGAGCCCUUAAUAAAUGACCUAACACUGAGAAUAGGAAGAUUAGUGGAGGAGGUGUUACGACGGGAGAAGGAAAUUGCUUUACUGAAUGAGAAAUUGGCCAAUCUAACAAGAGUUCAAACCGAGAUCAAGGAUGUGAAAGAUGAAAUAACCAAGAUUUCAGACAUUAACUGAAGGGCCACUGCCUAAAGAAUAGUGUUUGGGGAGUGUUAACUCCUAUCAUGUGUAGUACUGAGAAGAUAGACAAUAUUUAAAGGCUUCAUUGAGAAGCUCACCUAAACCUGAAAUUUGUUCUAUUCCUUUGAACAGGACAGGAAAAAGUCAUACUUAUUUCAAGGGAGAAAUAAUAAUGUGAAAGAAACCAUAUCUCUCUGCAUGUAUUUGUCUUUCUGAACAAUGACAGAUGCUAUAUUUAAUAAAUUGCUUGUUUUGUACAAUAAA
Molecule: messenger RNA, 1351 nt
Organism: Sturnus vulgaris (Common starling)
Lineage: Eukaryota; Metazoa; Chordata; Aves; Passeriformes; Sturnidae
Source: RefSeq, a predicted model, not a curated record